CCCACAGAGAUUAAACAAACGAGAAGGAAAUGAAUAAAUAUUUUGUUCAGUAUAUUUGUAGUGACGUAGGUUUUUUUAUAAAUAGUUAUGAGACUAUGGGUGUGAGAAAACAAUGACUUUGCUUAUUUUGGAAUCAUUUUUAAACUACAAUAUAAAGAUUAAACGUUUAAAAUGACAAAACGUGUACAAAUCUAAUUCCUCACCUACAUUAGACAUCGAAUUCCGUUCCGUUCCAUUCCAUUCCUGUCCGCGUUUUACUAACACCCUCUGAUGUCUACCACCACGUCCGCCUACGUGACGGUGACGUACGUCUGUUGCCUUGUCAAUCGUUCGAUGACAAUCGAAACGUUACAGAUUUCUGUAUGCAAUUGCAAUGAAAAGACUUAACAAAGUGUUACGGUUUAAUAAAGAGAAGAAAAAAAAAGGUCAUUCAAGUGACAAUGCGAGCCAAAAUAACAGGCCUGUGCGACCAACAGCUCCUGAACCUGCACAAGGCGAUGGUCAAGAAAUUGCUUCUGAUUCCAAAAUCCAAGAAGCAGACAAGGAUUUCAAGCUCCAAGAAACAGCCACUGUUUCGAAAAUCCAGGAUACAGCCACUGAUUCCAAAAUCCAAGAAUUAACAUCUGAUUCCAGACUCCAAGAUACAGCUAGUGAUUCGGAGGUGAAAGAACCAGCUUUCAAUGCCAAGGUCCAAGAAACAGCCAUCCAUUCCAAGGUCCAGGAAGCGGCUUCGGAUUGUAUCAUUCAAGAAAUGGCUUCACAUUCCAAAAUCCAAGAAGCAGACACCAAUUCAAAGGUCCAGGAAACAGAUACCGAUUGCAAGGUUGAAGAAACGACUUCUGAUUUCAAAGUCCAGGAAACUGCCAUUGAUUCAAAGAUCCAAGAAAUGGCUUCUGAUUCCAGGGACCAAGAUAUAACUACUGGUUCCAAGGUCCAGGAAACCGCUCCUGAUUUCACAGACCAAAAACCAGCUAUCGAUUCCAAGACCCAGGAAACAGUUACUGAUAGCAAGGUCCAAGAAAUGGCUUCUGAUUCCAAAAUCCAAGAAUCAGACACCGAUUCGAAGGUCCAUGAAACAGCUACUGGUUGCAAAGUCCAAGAAAUGGAUUCUGAUUCCAAGGUCGAAGAACCAGCAACCGAUGCCACGGUCCCAGAAACAGCCACUGAUUCCAAGAUCCAUGAAACAGUUAUGGAUUGUAAGGUUCAAGAAAUUGGUUCUGAUUUUAAAAUCCAAGAACCAGACACCGAUUUCAAGGUCAUGGACACAAAUACUGAUCGCAAGGUCCAAGAAAUGGCUUCUGAUUCCAAUGUUGAAGAACCAGCUACCAAUGCCACGGUCCAAGAGACAGCCACCGAUGCCGAAGUCCAAGAAACCGCCACCGAUUGUAAGAUCCAGGAGAUAGCUACUGACUGUAAGGUUCACGAAAUGGCUUCUGAUUCCAUGGUCGAAGAACCAGCUACCGAUGCCAAGAUCGAAGAAACAGCCACCGAUUCCAAGAUCCAGGAAACAGCUACUGAUGGUACAGCUCAAGAAAUGACUUCUGCUUCCAAACUCCAAGAAGCAAACACCGAUUCCAAGGUCCAAGAAACAGCAUCUGAUUCCAGGUUCCAUGAUAUAUCUACUGAUUCAGAAGUCAAAGAACCAGUUACCAAUGACACGGUCCAAGAAACAGCCACUGAUUCCGAGGUCCAGGAAAGGGCUUCUGAUAGUAAGUUUCAUGAAAUUGCUUCUAAUUCCAAGAUCCAAGAAGCAGACACCCAUUUCAAGGUCCAGGAAACAGCUACUGAUUUCAAGGUCAAAGAACCAGCUACCGAUGCCAAGGUUCAAGAAACAGCCACCGAUUCAAAGAUCCAGGAAACAGCUACUGAUUGUAAGGUUCAAGAAAUGGAUUCUGAUUUCAAAGUCACCGCCAUCGAUUCAAAGAUCCAAGAAAUGGCUCCUGAUUCCAGGGUCCAAGAUAUAACUACUGGUUCCAAGAUCCAGGAAACCGCUCCUGAUUUCACAGACCAAGAAAAAGCUAUCGAUUCUAAGAUCCAAGAAACAGCUACUAACUCCAACAUCCAAGAAACGGUUUUUCGUUGCAAGAUCCAACACACAGCUACUGAUUUCAAGGGAAAAAAAAUGGCUUCUGGUUCCAAGAUCCAGGGUAUGGUUACUAAUUAUAAGAUUAAAAAAAUGGCUUCUGAUUCCAAGAUCCAAGAAACAGCUAGUGAUUCCAAGGCCCAAGAAACAGUGACUGAUUCCAAGGUGCAGGAAACCGCUGCUGAUUGUGUGGUUAAGGAAAUGGCUUCUGAUUCCAAAAUCCAAGAAGCAGACACCAAUUACAAGGUCCAAGACAUGACUUCUGAUUCCAAAGUCCAGAUAACAGCCACCAAUAUAACUACUGAUUCAAAGGACAAAAAAACAGCUAUUGAUUCCAAGAUCCAAGAAACAGCUCCUGGUUCCAUGGCGCAAGAAACAGAUACUGAUUCAAAGGUCCACGAAACAGCUACUGAUCCAAAGGUUCAAGAAAGAGCCAUUGAUUCCAACAUCCAAGAAACGGCUUCUGAUUCCAAGAUCCAAGAAACAGACACUGAAUCCAAUGUAAAGGAAGCAGCUACUGAUCGCAAGAUCCAAGAAAUGACUUCUGAUUCCAAGGUUCAGAAAACAACUACUAAUUGGAAGGUCCAUAAAAUGGUUUCUGAUUCCAAAAUCCAAGAAGAAGAUACCGAUACCAACGUCCAAGAAUCGGCUACUUAUAGCAAAGUCCAGGAAACAGCUACUGAUUCCCAGAUCCCAGAAAUAGCAGCUGAUUCCAAGGUCCAAGAUAUUUUACAGAAUGUCUGGAGCUUGGAUGAAUUUAACGCUGUCUUGUUCCAAGAAGAGUACGAUAAAGUCUUCAAACAAAAAAAAUCCUGGUUGACAGACUACAUUCAAAAUCAAGCUGCUAAAGAGAAGUUGUGCAUAUCAGUUCAGCAUUCUGCUCCCGCCAGUGCCUGCAAGCAGUUGAAAAAUCCAUUGAUGGAAGCUUUAAGAAUCGAACAGCCAUUUACAGCAAGACAAAGUCAAAGAAGAAGUGACAUGGAUAUUUUUGCAAAACGAUCUUGGUAUAAUCAGAGACUAGUGGAAGAAGGCGAGUAGCAGCCUUAGAGAUAACACAACGAAGACGACAUCUAUGUGCCAGCUACUCAGAGAUCUUCAGACUAAAAACAAAGACAUUUUCUAAUCUCUUACCUGUAUGCUGGCUGUUUACACUGGUCAGCUUUACAGAUGUACAGUGUAUUAAUAUUUGUAUAUAUAUUUUGUUUCACUUGAAGUAUAUUUAUUUAUAUAUUGAAAACAUAUAAAUUUAUUUAUUUCAGUGUACUGAGGCGUGUAGUUCAAAAAUAAUAAAACUAUUAUUAUA
Messenger RNA from Gigantopelta aegis, 3386 nucleotides. Its product is annotated as protein SPA2-like. The transcript has 5 exons. Bases 374 to 3121 code for a protein of 915 amino acids. Lineage: Eukaryota; Metazoa; Mollusca; Gastropoda; Neomphalida; Peltospiridae. The record is from RefSeq and is a predicted model, not a curated record.